Molecule: messenger RNA, 1722 nt
Organism: Penicillium maclennaniae
Lineage: Eukaryota; Fungi; Ascomycota; Eurotiomycetes; Eurotiales; Aspergillaceae
Exons: 4
Coding region: 1-1722 (573 amino acids)
Biological process (GO): transmembrane transport
Cellular component (GO): membrane
Molecular function (GO): transmembrane transporter activity
Source: RefSeq, a predicted model, not a curated record
AUGCCCAGCAUGGCUAGUCUUCAUCUGCCCCCGUCUGCGGGGAACGCCUCCUCCGACUCGAGCCCCUCGAACCCUCGAUACACGCCCGUUUCCAAUUCCGACGAUGAUUCACUGAUGCAAAGGUCUGGAAAAUCAUCUGCUGGACAGCUGAAGCUGCAGACCGAUUUUGGGGACUCGGUAGAGGUCGGUGGACCCGUCGAGGAAGGCGAUGAGGAGAUUGCGUACGAGUCGGGCGAGGAGCUAGAGGGGAAAAAGGCGAGGAGGAGGACCAAGGCGCCCAAAUAUACUCUUGAUGAGGAAAGAGAGGUUGUGCGGAGCUUCGAUCGGAGAUUAGUGCCGUUUCUGGCUCUUCUCUAUCUCCUCUCUUUCCUGGAUCGGUCCAACAUCGGGAACGCAAAGAUUGCCGGGCUAGAGGAGGAUCUUCAACUCUCGUCUUCGCAGUAUGAAUGGCUGCUGACUGCAUUCUACAUUACGUAUAUCGUCUUCGAGUGGAUGACGCUCAUGUACCGACUCGUCCCGCCGCAUAUUUACAUCUCCCUCUGCGUUUUUGGCUGGGGAAUAGUGGCUUCGUUUCAAUGUCUAGCUACCUCGUUCGAGGGCUUAGUUGUUCUGCGCGCUUUGCUCGGAAUCACAGAAGCUGCAUUUGGACCGGGGGUUCCUUUUUACCUGUCGCUUUUCUAUAAGCGUCAGGAAUUGGCCCUCCGAAAUGGACUAUUCAUUUCUGCGGCGCCAUUGGCAACUUCGUUUGCCAGUAGUCUCGCGUGGGUGAUAGUCAAAUGCAGCAACGAUGGUCCCAUCUCUCCGUGGCGUAUCCUCUUCCUGGUAGAGGGGUUCCCGAGUGUGAUCGUCGCUGUUUUUGCCUGGGCGAUCAUUCCUGAUUCUCCUGGUCGUGCACGAUUUCUCACUCGUCGGCAAAGAGUCGUGGCUAGACUGCGUCUCGAGGAGAACAAGCCAAACUAUCAGAAUGCGCCAGAGAAGCGUUUCAAUUGGCGCGAGAUUGUCAAGACGGCUUCAGAUCCCAAGGCGUACAUGGCUGCUUUCAUGUUCUUCAGCUGUAACGUUGCGUUCAGCUCAAUGCCAGUCUUUCUACCCACCAUAAUCAAAGACAUGGGCUACUCAUCUCUCCACUCCCAAGCUCUGUCUGCCCCACCAUACCUAUUCGCCUUCAUAGUGGUCCUCAUAACAGCCUACUUCUCCGACCGCACACGCACUCGCAGCACCUACCUGAUAGCCCAUGCCCUACUCUCCUCCCUCUCCUACCUCUGCAUCGCCUUAACAGGCUACUUCCACACCCACCUGACCCCGUCCCUACACACCUUCAUCCGCUAUAUCUGCGUCUACCCAGCCGUGGCGGGCUUUUUCUCGGCUAUUACCUUGAUCAUCACCUGGUCAAUGGACAACAGGACUGAAAAGGAAGGUAAAGGUGCUAGUAUUGCCAUUUUGAAUAUCAUUGGCCAGUGCGGGCCGCUGCUUGGGACGAGACUGUAUCCGCAGAGUGAUGGACCAUGGUACGUGAAGGGCAUGGCGGUUUGUUCUUUCUUUAUGCUGGUUGUUGCUGUUUUGGCGGUUGGGUUGAGGGUGCUUUUGCAACGCGAGAACCGAGUCCAGGCUGGAUCGCUGGAUGGUGCGAAGGGAAGGGAGAGGGAUGGGCUUAUGGGUGGCGGGCGGAGGAGUGAUUUAGAGGGACACACUGGUAACCAGAGACUUGUAUAUAUUAUUUGA